AAUUGAAAUUGAUCAGCCGUUCUCCGGUCACCCGUCAUCGAGAAUUCGAGAAAUUUCGUGAUGGAUUUUCUUUAUAUAAGCGACCUACCUGCAAUAUCCGAUACUUCGAACAUACUUUUUUGUCUCUCUUUUCAACCGCUAUAAAAAAUACAGCAUGUCUGACGAUAAUAAGCAAUUAGCUUUGAACGAAAAAGAACUCGGUAACCAAGCUUAUAAGAAGCGCGACUUCGAAACUGCCCUUAGCCAUUAUGAUAAGGCGUAUGAAUUGGAUAACACAAAUAUCACCUUUUUAACCAAUAAAGCAGCUGUUCUUUUCGAACAAGAAAAGUUCGAAGACUGUAUCAAGGUCUGUGAAGAUGCCAUUGAACGCGGUCGCGAAUUGAGAUGUGACUUUAAGUUAAUUGCAAGAGCUCUUCAGCGUAUUGGUAACGCUUAUGUUAAAUUGGAUAACUUGGAUGAUGCCAUCAAAUAUUAUGGUAAAUCUUUGACCGAACAUCGUACACCUGAAACUCUUCAAAAACUACGUGACACCGAAAAGUUAAAGAAAGAAAAGGAGAAAGCUGCUUAUUACAACCCUGAACUUGCUGAUAAAGCUCGUGAAGAGGGUAAUGCUCUCUUUAAGGAAGGCAAAUGGCCUGAAGCUGUCGAAAGAUAUACUGAAUCAAUCAAACGUAACGAUAAGGAUGUGCGACCUUAUUCCAACCGUGCUGCCUGUUACUUGAAGCUAAUGGCUGUUCAUGAAGCUGAAAAGGAUGCUGACAAGUGUAUUGAACUCGACCCUACCUUCGUCCGUGGUUAUAUUCGUAAGGCUGCUGUUCAACUCAUCAAGAGAGAAUAUCAAGAAUCCAUCGAUACACUCAAGCUUGCUCAAGAGCAUGACAAGGAAGGAAAAGCUAGUCGUGAGAUUCAACAACAAAUGAUGAAGGCUUAUACUGCUAUGAACCCUAUGGGUAACGCUAAUGAAUCAGCUGAGGAAACAUUAAAGAGAGCAGCACAAGAUCCUGAAGUUCAACGUAUUCUUGCUGAUCCUGUCAUGCAACAAAUUCUUCAACAAAUGCAAGCUGAUCCCGCAGCUGCCCAAGAACACCUAAAGAACCCUCAAGUAGCUAAUAACAUCCGUAAAUUGAUGAAUGCCGGUAUCAUUCGUAUGGCCUAAAGGUUUAGUGCUAUAUAAGAAACAAUAUAACAC
Molecule: messenger RNA, 1189 nt
Organism: Mycotypha africana
Lineage: Eukaryota; Fungi; Mucoromycota; Mucoromycetes; Mucorales; Mycotyphaceae
Exons: 5
Coding region: 155-1156 (333 amino acids)
Molecular function (GO): Hsp90 protein binding
Source: RefSeq, a predicted model, not a curated record